Messenger RNA from Knipowitschia caucasica, 1125 nucleotides. The record is from the annotation of a GenBank genome assembly. NCBI's taxonomy places the organism in Eukaryota, Metazoa, Chordata, Actinopteri, Gobiiformes, Gobiidae.
AUGUGGACUGGGCUGCAGCAAUCUGGCUCCAGGAGUGUAUUUCCCCACAGAUGUGAGGACAACUGGGUGCUGGUGUCGUUUGGCGAGCGGAGCGCGGCCAGAGACAAGGACUUGAUCCGAACACUGACUGAACACUGGGCCGAACAGGAGGGUCUUCGAGAGCAGCUCAAACAAGCUCAAGAAAAACCCAAUAUUCGAGAUGAACAGAUCCUGGCGCUCCAGAAGGCCAAGGAUCAGACCGUAACUGAGGUCAAAGAUCAGUUAGAAGUAGCCACGACUAGAAUGAGCCGUUUGAUGGGUUUGGCACAAGCACGAGAGGCGCAGUGGAAGGAAGCCCACAGAAGCCUCAAAGAAGAGCUACGACAGAUGCAGCUCCAGUUACCAGAGAAAGAUCGUCAGCUCAGGACUCGAUUGGAGGUUAACGAGUCCAUGACCCUCGACAUCACAAGGUUAGAAGACGAUGUGACUCAACUUAAACAGGAAACCCAUCAGUUUAUGAAGGAGUCUGUUCAGUUAGAGACAGAGACCCAGGAAGAGACCCAGGUAGAGACCCAGGUGGAGACCAAGGGUGAGGCCGAGGUGGAGACCCAGGUGGAGACCCAGGUGGAGACUCAGGUGGAGACCCAGGUGGAGACUGAGGUAGAGACCCAGGUGGAGACCCAGGUGGAGACCCAGGUGGAGACUGAGGUAGAGACCCAGGUGGAGACCCAAGUGGAGACGCAGGUGGAGACCCAGGUGGAGACCGGGGUGGAGACCGAAGUGGAGACCGAGGUAGAGACCACGAUAAAGGCCGAAGUUGAGACCGCGAUAGAAAAAGAGUUAGAGACCGCAAUAGAGAAAGAAACCGUGAUAGAAGCUUUAGUUAGCGAUGGAAGCGCGUCUGAACCUGAGCCAGAAACCGUAUACUUUAGACAGGUGCACAGGGUGCUAGGUGUGAACAUUAGGAGCCUGGUCCAACUGUUUGCUCAGAAAGACCAGGACGUUCAGGAGGAGAAAAAACGGGCUAAAGAACUAAAGGAGAAGACGAAAUGCAAGGCUGCAAACUUCAGCCAUGACAUGGCAACUACCUCAUGGCUCCAGGAGGGGGUUGCCAGGUUGGGUUUGGGUUGUCCAGAUAAGUUUUAA